Messenger RNA from Fonsecaea erecta, 1044 nucleotides. RefSeq lists its product as hypothetical. The record is from RefSeq and is a predicted model, not a curated record. The transcript has a single exon. Bases 1 to 1044 code for a protein of 347 amino acids. NCBI's taxonomy places the organism in Eukaryota, Fungi, Ascomycota, Eurotiomycetes, Chaetothyriales, Herpotrichiellaceae. Gene Ontology annotation, molecular function: carbon-sulfur lyase activity.
AUGGCGGAUGUGACGGUCAAAAUCGCAUGCCACUGCCAGCUGACCUCGUUCUCCGUCUCGAUCCCGCCGUCGGCACUGCCCCUGAAAUCGGCGCUGUGCCACUGCUCCUCGUGCCGCCAUGCCACGGGCCAGCUGUUCGCGACCUGGGCCGUGAUACCCGCGGUGCUGCCGCCCGGCGUCCUGGACGCCACGGGGGACGGCAAGCUGGUUAAGUACGCGUCGUCGGCGACGUGUCAGCGCUGGUUCUGCAGGCGUUGCGGCGCAAGUGUCAUCAACGUCGAUGGGGGACAGGGUGAAGAAGAGUGGGAGGUCGGCACAGGGGUGCUUUAUUUCGACGACCAGCACCAGGCAGGGAUCACGGGGAAACUAAAUCGCGUGCAGCUCUGGGUGGAGGAUGUCAAAGGGGACGGGGGCGCGGUGGGGUGGAUCAACCAGGGAAAACUGCAAGGGAUGGACAGGCAUUGGAGGGGACGAGACAGCACGAUGGUCAACGACGACGAGGUCAGGGACCUCAUGACACGCAAAGCCGAUGUUCGAGACGACACGGAGCGGCUCGUGGCGCAGUGUCACUGCCAAAACGUCCGCUUCGAAAUCUCCCGGCCUCCCAGCAGCGACUACAAUGCAGGAACGGGCAAGUUUGAAGCGGGCCUUGACGCAUGCACGUCCUGCCGGACCGUGACGGGACUCGAAAUCACCUGCUGGGCUACGGUGCCGAGGAGUCUCAUCGUCGUCGUCGGCGCGGAUUCAGAUCUCGAGUCUCUGCUGGCGAAUACGGUGCGGCUGGGCCACUACAAGACGUCGGUGGAUGUGAGUCGGUACUUCUGUGCCAAGUGUGGUGCCACGGUUUUCUACUACAAGCACGGCCUGAAAACGAUCGACAUUGGCCUGGGACUUCUGGUGCCCACAACCGAGGGGGCUGUUCGUGUCGAGUCGUGGCUCGCGUGGCAAAAGUAUCCCAAGUGUCUGGGGUAUGAAGAAGAUGCAGUUGACACGGCUUUCGUGAGGAAUUUGAAGGAAGGCAUCAAGCAUUGGAAGGGCAGCUGA